CUGGCUUCCUGUAAUAGAAAAGAAGAAAAAGGGAGAUAUACCACCACCUGCUUUUUUUGUCAGGAUCCAGAGGACGAUACAAAAACUGCCCUGGAUUUGUCCUUUCGGCUGUGGCAGGAGUGUCGGGCUGUGCUGGGUUGGCCAGAGCGAUUCGGGAGGAGGAUCUGAAUGGUGCAGGGUAAUUUAUAUUAGUUAUGAACUCCCGGCUCCGAGCUUUGGGUGGAAGGAUAAACAAUAUUCGAGUAACUGAGCUUCCAAAAGAAAAAAACAGAUCGGAGGUGGUGUGCACCGUGCGAUUCUUGGAUGGCUCACAACACUGCUUUAGAGUUAAUAAACAAGACACUGGUCAUACAUUGUUGGACAUGGUCUACAAUUACUUAAAUUUGAAAGAACGAGAAUUUUUUGGAUUACAACACAGUGAAGACUCAUUGGACUCACAUAGGUGGAUUGAGCCGAAUAAACCAAUUAGAAAACAAUUAAAAGGAGGAUUUCCAUGCUCCCUCCUUUUCCGUGUUCGUUUUUUCAUUCCUGACCCCAACACAUUACAGCAGGAUCAAACCAGGCAUUUAUAUUUUCUACAAUUAAAAAGUGAUAUUCUAGAUGGGAGGAUAUCCUGUCCACUGAAUUCAGCAGUAGUUCUUGCAUCUUAUGCUGUACAAUCUGAGCUGGGAGAUCAUAAUUCUUCGGUACAUGUUCCAGGACACCUAUCAAACACUUCUUUUAUACCAGAUCAAGACAAUGAUUUUUUAAGUAAAGUAGAGGCAUUGCACAUACAGCACAGUGGACUUGGACAAACAGAGGCUGAGUCAUGCUACAUUAAUAUUGCAAGAACGCUAGAAUUCUAUGGAAUAGAAACACACAGUGGUAGAGACCUUCAUAAUUUAGACCUACUAAUUGGAAUUGCUUCUGGUGGAGUAGCAGUGUAUAGAAAACUUAUCUGCACCAGCUUCUACCCCUGGGUAAACAUUCUAAAAAUCUCAUUCAAACGGAAAAAGUUUUUUUUACAUCAGCGUCAAAAACAGAAUGAAUGCCGAGAACAGAUUGUAACUUUCAAUAUGUUAAAUUAUCGCGCUUGCAAAAACGUUUGGAGAUCCUGCGUGGAACAUCAUACAUUUUUCCAGACAAGAAAAUCACUUACCCAUGAAUGGAAGGUAACAUCUAAUUACUGGACUUUGGGUGCAAUAAACCAAGCAAAAUCUGCCAGCAGCCAGUUAUGCAGGAAGGUGAUUGGUGGAAUGGUAUGGAACACAGAUUUAAGGAGAUCAUUAUCUGUGGAACAUCUUGAGACCAAAAGUCUUCCAUCACGUUCUCCUCCUAUAACACCAAACUGGCGAAGCCCCAGAUUAAGACAUGUUCUUAGAAAACCACAACAUUCUUCUGCUGACAAUCUAGGCAAUGAAAUAACUUAUAUAACCGAGACUGAAGAUGUGUUUUAUACAUACAAAGGCUCGCCAACCUCCAAAGACAGUGAUUCUGAGUUUUUUCAGAAUCAGAGUCUACAUAGUAGGUCAUCAGAACAUGAUUCUCUGAAAAACAUACUGGAACACAGUCCAAAAGAAAACAAUCUGCAUCAACCAGCUUCUCCCAGUGGGUUAUCAAGCCAUUCAACGUCUUCUCACCUGCUAGAGGGUGUAGAUAAGCAAUUUUUUGAAACUUAUGAUAAUAUCAAGAAAAGCAGUUCAACUGAUGACUCCAGCCAAUACUACUGUGAUAAUAGUGACACUGUAAAUGGAGAUUUGUUGUUGGUUCAUAUUAUACCAGAUGAAGAAGGAAAAUUUGGAUUUAACCUAAAGGGUGGAGUUGAUCAGAAAAUGCAGCUGGUGGUAUCCAGAAUAAUACCAGGAUCACCAGCUGAUAAGUGCAUACCAAAACUUAAAGAAGGUGAUCAAAUAGUCCUCAUUAAUGGUCGGGAUAUUUCAGAGCACACUCAUGACCAAGUGGUAAUGUUCAUAAAGGCUAGUCGAGAAUCUCACACUCGGGAACUUGUGCUUCUGGUUCGAAGAAAAGUUGUUAGACACCUUGGUAAAACAAAGUCAGAAGAUGAUGCUGACUUCACCUUUUUUCCACCGUCAAUUCUUCCUACUUGCUCGGAAUAUGGUGACACAUUACAGGGAUCAAUGGAGCAGCUUUCAAAAGGCUUGGAAACUGGAGUUGUGCUCAUUCAAUUUGAGCAACUUUACAGGAAAAAACCUGGGCUUGCUAUUAUCUGUGCGAGGACAGGUCAAAAUAUGGACAAAAACAGAUAUAAAGACGUUUUGCCAUAUGAUGCCACACGGGUGCUGCUUCAGGGAGAAGAUGACUACAUCAAUGCAAGCUAUGUAAAUAUGGAAAUUCCUUCCACUAAUAUUGUAAACAAAUAUGUCGCUACACAAGGACCACUUCCUCACACAUGUGAACAAUUCUGGCAGAUGGUUUGGGAGCAAAAGUUGUCAAUUAUCAUCAUGUUAACAACCCUAACAGAGCGAGGAAGAACAAAAUGCCAACAGUAUUGGCCUGAUCCUCCAGAAGUCACAGAGUAUGGUAAAUUUCGUGUAAUAUGCAAGACCGAAGACUGUACAAUUGCUUACGUCUUCAGAGAAAUGCUCCUUACAAAUACUGAGACAGGUAAUGAAUUUCCAAUUUUUCACCUGCAAUAUGUUGCUUGGCCUGAUCAUGGAGUUCCUGAUGAUUCUUCAGACUUCCUGGAGUUUGCCACAUGUGUAAGGAAAAAAAGGGUGGCAAAUCAACCAGUCCUGGUUCACUGCAGUGCUGGAAUAGGGCGUACUGGUGUACUGAUCACCAUGGAAACUGCCAUAUGUCUGAUUGAACAAAAUCAGCCUGUUUAUCCACUCGACAUAGUGAGACAAAUGCGAGACCAACGUGCAAUGAUGGUUCAAACCUCUAGCCAAUACAAGUUUGUUUGUGAAGCAAUACUUCGUGUUUACAAAGACGGCUUAGUUCGACCGAUGAAUUCAAGUUAACUGAAUUUAUUUUCCCACACCGAGAGGGCUCCCCCCCCCCAAAUAAAAAUGCACAUCUGCCGCAUGCUAGGUUUCUGUAAAACAUGUUUAAAUUUUGUAUGUAAGGAAUGCGUAUAAAUUGUUUUAAGUAUGUGUGUCUAGAUAAGUGUAUAAAAUAAUUUUGCACAUAUUGUACACAUAAAAAUAAAUCAUCACAGGAACACUAGUUAACUUGUUUUGCCUUAGACAUUAUCUUGCAAAUGCUUCACGUUCUACUAUUGAAGAUUUUAUCUAUAUUUUUAAUAUAUAUUAUGAAUAACAAUAUAUGAUAACCCACACACUUCAAAGUAUUGCUUAGCUGCUCCAUAUUUUGACACAAAUAUUUUUUGAACACGGUGCCAAAAAAUAAAUCAAUUUUUUGUUAUGGGCUUUGUACCAUAAAUUGCUCUUCUUACCAUAUCCCUUUACAGCAAUGCACAGUUAAAUUAAGUUUAACUAAUUGACAGCAGUAAGUUUUACUAACAAUGACACCACCAGCCAUGUUGACUUUCCACAUUUUUAUUGGUACUUAUAUAUGGCUUAUACAUGUUGCUUUGGAACUUUGGCAACAUGGUAUUUUCAGUAACAGCUCACCUGUCCUGGCUAAUUUUGAAACAUACAAUUUUGGGUCCUUCAGAUCGAUUGGGCAGCUUAUGUGCCCAUAUAUGGGGCCCUCCAACGGGCCCCAUACAGAGACCAAUAUCUGUCCAAAAAUCAUCUAGAUGUCGACUGUCCAGACUUUAUUUUCCUGCUGGAUUGAGGAAUGCAUCGGCUCAUUGAUGCGGUCCUCACUCUAACUUCCCAUAUUCCCCUUUAUUGUAAUUAAAUCGUAGCAUGAUAUUGCCCACUCAAGGUGGGCAUAUAGGGGAAAAUUUUUGCUUGUUUGGUAAACUCGCCAAGCAAGCAAAUUUUACUGUGUAUGGACACCUUAAACGUAAAGGGGAGUGUUUUUUCUUCUUAAUGAUCUAAGAAAUUAGGUGGAAAAAUCUGAGAUACAGUGGUGUUUAGUUUUAGCAUAGUUAAGCCCACUCACAGACUCACUGCAUCUCUUAAGAAUAAAUUGCCCACUCUGUUGGCCUGCAGUGUUGACUAAUAUAGCUACAAUGAAAUCACACUUUCCUAGCAUAUGAAUUGGGAUUUUUGCCAUCUAGCUGAAUGCUGGUGCCACGUAUCUUUAUAGAUUGUCUGACACACAAGUUAAAUGAUUAGAUUAGUACAGUAUGGCCAUAUGCAGGUAUAACUGAAUCUCAAUCCAACAGGCCUCCAAGAAUUAAUAUUCAACUUGAUAUUCAACAAGCUAUUCACUGGCCUCUAUGGAGGCAGCUUAAAAGUAACAGAACACUGUAAUACAGAUGGCUGCUCUUGACAAUAAACUAAACUUAAAUGUCAUUACAUUGGGACUUAAUUGGUUUUCCAGCCUUUUUUAUUAAUUAGAAUAUAUAUUUUUGUUAUCCUUUUGCUAUAGUACCAAAUCAGUUAUGAUCAGUUUUUUCAGGCAUCUUAUUAACUAUCUGAAGCCCAUAAAAAUUAAAAAUAUGAUUCAGUACUAAUAAGCUCAUUUAACUACUUCUAGCUUGUUAUCACAAAAAAAUGGCACUGGUAUAGUCCACCUAAGAUAACACAGAUCUUUGUGUCAUUUCAGUGAGAUAAAUGAUGCUGUACACUUUCUAAGGAGAAUUAACACAAUUCUAUAUAAAUAAUUUAUAAAGAUUUUAUUUUUACUACCUAGUUGUUUAGCAUUUGUGAAUAUAACAUUUUGAAUACAUAUUUUGGUGGUUAUAAACAUUAUUUAUAGAGUAAGUAAGAAUGAUAUUGAUGUUUAAAUAUUUUUAGCAAAUGGUUUUCCAGGUAUUUAUAAUAAAACUGUAUCCGUGAUGCAAUAAUUAAUUAACAAAAGUAACACACUGGGGUAAAUGUGCUUUGCUAAAAUUGUACCCUGUGAUUGCCAUGAACCAUAUCAUAUGUUGUUAUACAAUCUGUGAACAAUAGAUGAGUUAAUUCAUGUAACAACUGAUCUUUCAAGUGGAACAGUAUAUUUGGAUUUUACAGUUUUUACCUCUAGAGAAAAAGCACUACAGGGACACGUGUGUACUGAAAAAGAAAUUUAAUAGCAAUAUUGAUGUGUAUGCUGUCGACACCUUUACUAGAUCUCACAUAUCCAGCUAAAUUGCGUUUAAGUACAGUGUACAGAAUAAAGCACAAAUACUGGGAUGGUGGCAAAUGUAUACAGAGAUGUAUGGCGUUUGCUAAAGAGGCAAAAGUUAAAAAUAAUAAACUGAGAAAAUAAUGAAUAUUUGAAAAUGUUAAUGUGUAUUGAAUGUGAAUGUGUAAGAAAAAUUUUAAUAUCCCAGGUUUUUUUUACCUUAAAAUCAGAUAAUAAUCAUUAGUAUUGAACUGGCUUUCUAAGACAUGAAAAGUUACUUUUAUCUGAUGUUUAUGUUCUCAUAACACUCUAAGCUCUCAGUAAAGAUUUCUGUUUGCCGUUCAUGACAGCUGUUUUUUAAAAAAUAAAAUAUGAAUAAUAGUUGUA
Molecule: messenger RNA, 5508 nt
Organism: Xenopus tropicalis (tropical clawed frog)
Lineage: Eukaryota; Metazoa; Chordata; Amphibia; Anura; Pipidae
Gene: ptpn3
Product: protein tyrosine phosphatase non-receptor type 3
Exons: 27
Coding region: 195-2960 (921 amino acids)
Cellular component (GO): cytoskeleton
Molecular function (GO): hydrolase activity; protein tyrosine/serine/threonine phosphatase activity; cytoskeletal protein binding
Source: RefSeq, marked provisional